Diuraphis noxia (Russian wheat aphid) is the source of this 1149-nucleotide messenger RNA. Its product is annotated as histone-lysine N-methyltransferase SUV420H1-like. NCBI's taxonomy places the organism in Eukaryota, Metazoa, Arthropoda, Insecta, Hemiptera, Aphididae. The record is from RefSeq and is a predicted model, not a curated record.
AUGGCUCCAAGGAGGCUCUCUCAAAUACUAGGAUUCUCCGAUGAUGUUGCUACGGCAGCUACUGUUGACAAACUGCUUGGGUUCGAAACGCAUAAGACACGUACUGAAAAAUUCGAAUUAAAAACCAUACGUGAAAAACGAAUAUUUACCAAGCAAAUGGAAAUAUACAACAAUUCAAUUGCCGAUUUAUCAUAUAAAUACACGAAAAACAAUUCAUUUAAAGACAUUCAAAAUGAUGUAAAAAUUGUAGCUACCAGAAACAUCGAAAAUGGACAAUUCAUUAACACCCUCUGCGGACAAACCGCAAUUAUUAAACCUGAAGACAUAAAAGAAGGUGUUAAUGAUUUUUCCAUAAUGCAUAGUUCUAAAAAUGGAAAAGACUUGUUGUUCUUAGGACCAGCAGCAUAUAUUAAUCAUGCUUGCUCCCCAAAUACCAAAUGGGAGUCUAAAGGAAAAUCAAUCUGGUACGCAAAAACUGUAAAAGCAAUUAAUGCUGGAGAAGAAAUUACGGCGGACUACGGCAAGCAUUUUUUUGGUAUUAACAAUGUAGAUUGUGAAUCUGCAAAGGAAACUGAUAAACAUGAAAUGGAGUUACACAAAGAUAGCGAUUCAACUUCUGAUGAAUCUCAUGGUGUAACAGAUACAGCUGCAAAGGAAACUGAUACACAUGAAAUGGAGUUACACAAAGAUAGCGAUUCAACUUCUGAUGAAUCUCAUGGUGUAACAGAUACASUUGUAAAGGAAACUGAUACAGUCGUCAAGAAGUUCAUCAAUUGCUGUAUGUGCAAUAAUAAAUUUAAUAUAAGUGAUUUAGAACAACAUGUAAAAAAUACACACUUAACAGAUACAGGUGAAAGUAUUACUGAAAAUAUAGAUGUUCCAAAAACCAAGGCUCCUAUAUUAGUAGAAGAAAAAAAAUGUACUGAAUGGUGGUGUCCAAGACACAGCAAUUUUAAAGAUAUUUUAGAUAAAAUAAUAAUUAAAGAUCAGUCCACAGAAGAUAAAUAUAUCAUCCGUAAAGCCAAAGCCAGAUUUGUUUACUGGCAAGGUGAAAAAAAUAAAAACAUGCCAAGAUGUCCAGUACAAGACUGUUUGAAAAGGGAAAUUGGUAUUUUUUUGGCACCUACAUGUUGGCCUACCAAUAAUUAA